AUAGGCGUCAGCAAGAGGAGCUGCUUCUGUUGCGACCUCCUCGCCAAACUCAUCGCGGAGCGUGAAUCCGCGGACCUCCAGUUCGUCCUCCCGGGCACGCAUUCGACUAUCUACCCUUGGUACCCUCCACCCGGGCUUCCGAUCGACAUGCUGCAGACUAUCAAGGACCGCUUGAUUGAGUCGAUGAAGAAGGUGCUGGAAACUGCCAUCGACAUCGAAGCCAGCUCGACUCAAACGACACCGUUGCAUUCUAACGUUUUAUUGCCCGGGCGGCCUAUGGUGAUGGAAGAUUAUCUGUCUGAGAUCAGCAGUUAG
Molecule: messenger RNA, 315 nt
Organism: Epithele typhae
Lineage: Eukaryota; Fungi; Basidiomycota; Agaricomycetes; Polyporales; Epitheliaceae
Exons: 1
Source: RefSeq, a predicted model, not a curated record